Molecule: messenger RNA, 2148 nt
Organism: Peromyscus maniculatus bairdii (prairie deer mouse)
Lineage: Eukaryota; Metazoa; Chordata; Mammalia; Rodentia; Cricetidae
Gene: S100pbp
Product: S100P binding protein
Molecular function (GO): calcium-dependent protein binding
Source: RefSeq, a predicted model, not a curated record
CGGCUUUCGUCGUCGGGGCGGAGGGCCGGGGUCGCCUGUUGCUUCUCCACGGGGCCGCGAACGUCGCCUGCCCCCGCGAGGAGUAGGGAGGCCCUCGUCUCGCUGAGGGAAGGGCUGGUUCUCGCUCCUGAGGAAGGUGGGAGUCAAUCACUUUGACAAGUCUCCUGAAAGGAACAGCCAGAAGGAGCUGACACCUCUUUCCAUUUGGUCUCGUGGCAAAGGCAGAGAUUGCUCCAGCAGCUCCGCACAAUAUGACGUGCUCACUAUUGCCCUCUGAACAGUCUUCUGGUACCUCUCUUUUGCCUAAAGACAAUGCCUCAUUUUCUUGGGGUUCCUUGGAUGAAGAUGAAUUGGAUGACUCCUUGUUGGAGUUUUCUGAUGGGGAAGAAGAUGAUGGCCACUUCAGUUUCACAGAGGAAGAGAUUGAGAUGCUCUUGAAGGAUGAUGAUGGUGGGCAUGAUGAGUAUGGACAGAGAAAGUGUCAAAUUCUACCUGUUACUCCUCAAGAAAAUUCUUUGUACAGCUUGGGACCAGCAGCUGAGACCCCUGGCUUCUUCAAACUACCUCAACUAAGUACAUCAGUUGGUCAUGGACCAACUCCUAGUAAAUCAUUAAACAGACACUUUGUACUUGAAAAGAAUCUUAUAAAAGUAACUGUUGUUGCACCAUUUAAUCCAACAGUUUGUGAUCCUGUGCUUGAUAAGGACAAGAUCGAUUCCUCCAAAGAAAAACCUGCCUCCCUUGGGGAACAGCCGAGAGAAGAUGAUCUUCAUCCUAGUGAGAAUAAACGUUGCACUGAACUGGAAGGGGUCAGUCCCAGUAACUCUGCUUGGGAUGGGCCCCUGCUUUCUUCUCCUUCAAACAAUAACACCGAACAAACUGCCUCUGAUAAAGAUAUACCUGAAAGUAAGAAACCUACUCCUGUGUUCUCUCAGAUCUCCAACCAUUCAGAGGUACCUAACAGGGGAUCGUCCUGGAAAAAUAGUGGAUCACAUAAAUCAGGUUGUGAAAUGAGGACUCCGGUUGUGUCCAGUUCAUCAAACAGACAUGCUUUUGACAAGGAUUCUGGGGAGGUGAAAGGUGAGAGAAGACUAGGCAAAGUCAUUCCUGUUCUCCAAACCAGAACCAGGAUGUUUUCACAAUCAGAUCUAGAAAAACAGAAGGACAUUUAUAUCAGCAAAGUCAUUGCUCAUAUAGAAGACCCAGAGGACUCUAACCAAGGUACCUUGGGAGAGCUAGAUGCUCUGAUGGACCAAGUUCAUAUGCAGAACCCAGACUGGCAGCAUCCUUCAGAUCUUACUACACGAAACUAUGCCCGGUUCCGGCAGAAACCCCUGCAGAGAUACAGUCUGAGUCAGUGGGUUGACAGAAACAAGCGGAGCCACCACCGUUUCCAGCGCCUCCCAGACUUCUCGUACAGUCCAUAUGUGUCGCCCCAUCAACAGUGACAGUCCCUGCCCAGGACCCAGUCCACAGCAGCGUCUUAUCUCCUUUGCUAUUUUUGUUUGUAUAUUUUGAGUUUUAUAUUUCACAAAUUUUUUAUUUAAAGUAUUUGUCACCUUUUGGAAAUGCCCAUUACUGUCUUAAUUUUUUUUUUUUGAGGAUCCUUCUGAUUUAUGUGUCUGUCUGUACAUGUUUCAGCAAUAUUAAGUAGUAGUUUUCUGUUUUCUUUCUUUCUUAUGAAUGUAAAAUGAAGGUAGCCCCCUUUUGAAGGCCUGCAUUACUUCAGAACAUCCAGGCUUAAGUAACAUACCGGCUCUUAGCUCUUAGAUGAUUACCUCAAGGAAAUCAUCUUCCAGUCUUCUGUAAGGAAGGGAUUGUUCUGCAGGCCACAAGCCAGUGUUAUUGUUGAUGACUCGUGAAUGGGCAGAAGUCACUUUUAACAACUCCUCUCUAAAUUUGAGUCUCUUGAGUACCUGUCAGUAUUUUAAGGUUGGCGAUUCAGGACAUUUAAAAUAAGAUGGAGUAAGAGAAAAGUCCUGUUGAAAGGAUAAGUUAAAAAUGUAAAUCCUCUCCUUUGUGUACCGAUUAGCUGCCUUUAUUUUUUAAAGCUAUUGCCUUUUUUUCGUUUUCUGUUAACUAUAUCUUGCUCACAGUGUUUGUAAACCUUACACAUCGUAACUGACAGAAGACAGCUGACUAACCCUU